UUUCAAAUCUGCUCUACACAACAAGAUAUCAACACACAUCACACAGAAAACAAGACCACUCACCAAUCCUCUGCUCUCUCUCUCUCUCUGCAUGGAAGAAAACAACAACCCUUUCAUGACUCACCAAUCCUCUUCUGAAUCUGAUGACCACAUUCCUUCUCAGCCAUUGGACUUAAACAAACCCCACCCAUCUAAAGAUUUCAACAUGGAGGAGCAAGAACAAGAAGGCCCCUUCAGCUAUGAUGAUAGUGAUAAAGAUGUUACAAAAAAACCAUCUUCUUCAAAAACCCUUCUCUGCAACAAGGAGAAAAUAACAAUGCAUGAUGAGUUGGUUUCGGUUUCAGCAGUGGAUGUUGAGAAAGAAGGUAUUGUGCCUGAGGCCAUGGGAGAGGAUAGUGGACGAGAGAGGCUGAAGAGGCAUGGAGUUGAAGUAGCUGGAAUGGUUUUGAUUCCUGAUAUAUGGGGUCAAGAGGAACUGUUGAAGGAUUGGAUUGAUUGCACUGCAUUUGAUGCUCCUAUAGUUCCAAGCAGGAUUACGAUGGCACGAGAGGCUUUGGUUCAAGAGAGUACAAGAGCCAACGCUGCUGGACUACGAAUAGAGAACAGGGACUUGGAUUUCAAUGUACAUAAGGAUUUAUCCCUUAAUAACAACAUUACAAACGUUGAGGUUCAAAACACCCACAGGUUUUCAGACGCCAAGAAGAGCAGCUAAACAAAAAGAUCUUUUUCAAGUUCACAAAUAUACGGAGAAAAUGAGAAGGUAGAUUAUUAUAUCAAGAAAAACAUUGGAAACCAGCUGCUCCAGCUCGCCAGUAACCUUGAACAAUAAUGCAACUAUGCAAGAACAUCAUGCUAAUCUCUUCAAAAUAAAACAUAGUUCAAAUAAAAAAUUGAUAAAGUUGCAAAUACAGUCGAGUAUAACUGUGUAGCUGGGUGUUCUCUGCAUUUAAGUUGUGUAAAAAGAAACAUUUGGCAUUGGUUUGUCAAGUCUUUUGCCACUCUUGUCCUAGUGAUAGCAAGUACAGAGAGAUCAAUAUAUUCUAGGUUUAUCCA
Gastrolobium bilobum is the source of this 1053-nucleotide messenger RNA. RefSeq lists its product as uncharacterized. The record is from RefSeq and is a predicted model, not a curated record. The transcript has 2 exons. Gene Ontology annotation, biological process: blue light signaling pathway. Bases 92 to 712 code for a protein of 206 amino acids. NCBI's taxonomy places the organism in Eukaryota, Viridiplantae, Streptophyta, Magnoliopsida, Fabales, Fabaceae.